AUGAGGGAUGCCGUAGGCUUGCUGGCCGUUGGUGCAUCUUCUCGGGAGAAACACCCCCUCAAGUUCUUCGCCCGUUUGCGAGGCCCCUGUCCUCCCGCCUUCGGGGCAGAGUUCAGGACCAUCUCCACGGGCAACGGGGUGCACACCCAGGGCUCCCUGGGGCCCAUCCCUCCCAGGACAGAGACCCCCGGGCAUGACGGUGUCUUUGUUUGGCUUCGGGAUCGGGGUGAUGCUGGCCUCACCGAGCGAGUUGGAAAGUGUCCCUCCUCUUCAGCUUUGGGGGAACGUCGGAGACGGGUCGGUGCCGGUUCUGAGAUCGUGCUGGUCGUGUUCUUCGGGACGGAGUACGUGGUCCGCCUCUGGUCCGCCGGCUGCCGCAGCAAGUACGUGGGCGUCUGGGGGCGGCUGCGCUUCGCCCGGAAGCCCAUCUCCAUCAUCGACCUCAUCGUGGUCGUGGCCUCCAUGGUGGUCCUCUGCGUGGGCUCCAAGGGGCAGGUGUUCGCCACCUCGGCCAUCAGGGGCAUCCGCUUCCUCCAGAUCCUGCGGAUGCUGCACGUGGACCGCCAGGGUGGCACCUGGAGGCUGCUGGGCUCCGUGGUCUUCAUCCACCGCCAGGAGCUGAUCACCACCCUGUACAUCGGCUUCCUGGGCCUCAUCUUCUCCUCCUACUUCGUGUACCUGGCCGAGAAGGACGCCGUGAACGAGGCGGGCCGCGUGGAGUUCGGCAGCUACGCCGACGCCCUGUGGUGGGGAGUGGUCACGGUCACCACCAUUGGCUACGGGGACAAGGUGCCCCAGACGUGGGUCGGGAAGACCAUCGCCUCCUGCUUCUCCGUCUUCGCCAUCUCCUUCUUCGCGCUCCCAGCGGUGAAGAAGAAGAAGUUCAAACUGGACAAGGACAACGGGCUGAGUCCGGGAGAGAAGACGUUCACGAUCCCUCACAUCACGUGCGACCCGGCUUCGGAGGAGCGGCGGCUGGACCCCUUCUCCGCCGACGGCUACGACAGUGCCGGGCGCCUGAGUCCUACUGUGGCUGGUGCCCGGAGUCAGCAGAAGGGGUGGCCCCCACACAGACCCCUCCCAGGGGCGUGGGCACCGGGCACUCCACUCACUGUCGCUCCCAGGCCCACCCCUCCCCUCGCGGACCUGGUCCUGGGACCCACGGGUGCCCGUGGCUGUGAGGACGGCGGCACUGUCCCCCGUGUGGCCCAGCUCCUGUCCUUCACCCUCCGCACCCACGGGGGCGGUGCCCGGCCCACCCAGCACUUGGUUCACGGGCAGGGGACCCGCUGUGUCCUCUGUACCUCGUGA
Myotis lucifugus (little brown bat) is the source of this 1311-nucleotide messenger RNA. It is a transcript of the gene KCNQ1, whose product is annotated as potassium voltage-gated channel subfamily Q member 1. Gene Ontology annotation, biological process: transmembrane transport; potassium ion transport. Bases 1 to 1311 code for a protein of 436 amino acids. Gene Ontology annotation, cellular component: voltage-gated potassium channel complex; membrane. The transcript has 10 exons. The record is from RefSeq and is a predicted model, not a curated record. NCBI's taxonomy places the organism in Eukaryota, Metazoa, Chordata, Mammalia, Chiroptera, Vespertilionidae. Gene Ontology annotation, molecular function: voltage-gated potassium channel activity.